Messenger RNA from Engraulis encrasicolus (European anchovy), 1334 nucleotides. RefSeq lists its product as uncharacterized. The coding region runs from base 124 to 966 and encodes 280 amino acids. Gene Ontology annotation, cellular component: membrane. Lineage: Eukaryota; Metazoa; Chordata; Actinopteri; Clupeiformes; Engraulidae. Gene Ontology annotation, biological process: immune response. Gene Ontology annotation, molecular function: tumor necrosis factor receptor binding. The transcript is spliced from 4 exons. The record is from RefSeq and is a predicted model, not a curated record.
CAGGAAAUGCUGAGUGCGGUGUUCUAUUCUUUCUUUGCGUCAUCCAAGUCUCUAAUCGACUAUCUCACAACCCACGAAAAGUGAAAAGGGAAAAAGGAAAUUGAUUCGCGCUCUUGCUCCACUAUGCGUGGGAUAUGCGAGUCGCUUUUAGAAGCAACCGAUAGUUUGACCAUUUCCAGUGUUCGAGCUGUGGUUUCUUCAACAUCUUGUAGAGGUGCGCCAGUUAUGACCGUUACACCAGUACAAAUCCGCUUGAUUGGAGUGGGUUUGGUCCUUGUUGUCUGCAAUGUGUUGUACAUUAACUGGGUUCUGCUGUCAAAGCCACAUCCAGACUCUCCCCCACAGGAAUCAAAAAAAGCCCACUUGUCUCUCAGAGCUUCCAAGGACAGCAGCUACACCAGCGAGCUGGGCGCGGUGAGGUGGGAGCGGGAUGCCGUCGUGGGCGUGGGCAUGAGGCUGGAGGCCGGCGUGGGCAUGAGGCUGGAGGCCGGCGGCACGCAGAUCGUGGCAGACGUGGCCGGGCUUUACGUGGUGUUUGUGCAGGCCGUCUUCUACCUGAACAAGACGGCGGUGGAACUGAGCCAGAGGGACGACAAUGGCGACGCCAGCGGGGUGAUCCGACUGCGGCUUCAGCUCAACACCAACGAGUCGGAGAGCUGGUCGGAGAGCGAGCUGGUGGCCGCAUGGGAGGAGCUGACGGUGAAGGAUCUCCGCGACGAGCAGAUCGCGCGGCUCAGCUUCAUGACGCAGGUGGAACUGCGGAGGCAUCAGUACGUGCUGGUCAAGGCCAAACACCUGGACAAGCUGAACUACGACGAGCCCGUCUCCACCACCCUCUCCAUCUACUGGAUAGACCAGGUGGACACGGCAGACAGGGGCGGCAGGAGGACGCGGCGGGCGGUUGGGGAGAGAGGAGGCCGCCAUGCCCGACCCCCAGUGGCAACAGCAGGACGCACCAGGCGGUAGGGGACAGAGCCGUGCCCGACCCACAGCGCCCUCUCCUGGCCUGGCGGCGACCCUGUGAGAUGAGAGGGGCUAAAAUGACUUCCACCUCAGGCAACACAUAGCAAAGACAUGUACAUUUUCAUCACCAGCCAAAAUGACCAAUCCAUGGAAAUCUUACUAGCCACUCAUGACUGGGGUCGAGGUGGCUUGUAAGUUGGUGUUUUCUACCAGCCAAACAGAAAUUUCACCAGGUUGGCUGGUGUUGAUUUAGAGCCCCCUUCAGCCAGCACAUAAAGCAAAGGUAUCAUGUACAUGUCAAUGCACUCUACAUAUCUAUGAUGUGCAGCACUGUGGUCUUCUCAUCUGCUCAAUGGAAAGACACCAAAUGG